AUGAGUGAGAAAUCACUUAACAACAAUGAGUAUGGAGUGGAUAAUCCCAUUCCCAUCUUCAUCCAUGAAAAGCCUCACAGGAAGGUACUCACAGGACUCAAAUUACUUACUGAAUCAUACAAAACUGUUGGAUCACACUACAAAAUCAGACCUUCUACUGAUAAACAACAAGAUCAUGUUUCAACCCACCAAACCCAAUUACCCCAUGAUCUACUUAUGCACCAUAUACUUGCAAAAAUGCCCAUUAAAUCCUUACUUCAAUCCAAAUUAGUGUCCAAACAAUGGUAUUCUACUGUUUCCUCUAAUGAAUUUGCUAAUCUUCACUUAAAAACUUGUUUUUCUUCUUAUUAUCCCAUGAUUUCUCAUGUAGAAUGCCUCUUUAUACAAGCAGAAAAAGGAUUCUAUCUUUUCCACAUUCAAGAAGAAGAUGUAGUGAUUCAUUAUAGCUUGGUAAAACUAGAGCCUAAUUUUGGGUAUAACCCACAAAAUAAGCUAUAUUUAGUAGGUUCCUGUAAUGGGUUAGUAUGCUUAUCUGAUUCUGUUACUGGUUAUUUCUAUUUAUGGAAUCCUGUUAUUUACCAUUGGAUGAGAUUUUCUGAUUUCUUCUUGGGUUCGGGCUAUAAAUGUCACGCGAGUUGGGGUUUUGGCUAUGUUUCCUCUGCUAAUGACUAUAAGGUUGUGAAGAUAGAGCAAAAGUAUGACACAAAUGAAGUCAUUGUGCUCUUAUUUUCGUUGCAGACUAAGGUAUGGAAACAGAUUUUUGAUCAUGGGCUCGAGGAUGGUGUUUCGUUAACCAAAACUAGCCCCGGAGUUUUGGUUAAUGACACCCUCUUUUGGAUUAUAGAUCACCCAAUAAAGAGGCAUAUUGUUGUUGGUUUUGAUUUGGUUCUCGAAAAGUUCGAGGAAAUACCUGGUCUUACACCAAGGAGUAGUGUAAGUUUUCGAGAUCAUUUUUUGUGUGUUAUGGGCGGGUGCUUGGCAUUGUACAGCUCGAACUUGUACAAGAAGGGUUGUGUAUCGAUUUUGAAACCAUCGGGACAUGUGGAUUCGAUUUCAGUUUGCUCCAAAUCGGAUUCUUGGUCGUGUACUAGCUUGGUAGGAUUUACUAGGACCGGUAAGUCGCUUGUGGUUUCGAAGAAUUGGGAGUUGGGUGUGAUUGAUCUGGAUUCAUCUCCUAGAGAGUAUUUAACCCUAAUAACCUUUGACAAAACUAGGGAUAAUCCUUGCAUAUUGAGCUUUUUUCCUAGUUUGAUUUCACUUAUGAAAGUUUGA
Amaranthus tricolor (Joseph's coat) is the source of this 1272-nucleotide messenger RNA. RefSeq names its product F-box/kelch-repeat protein At3g23880-like. The record is from RefSeq and is a predicted model, not a curated record. Gene Ontology annotation, molecular function: protein binding. The transcript has a single exon. NCBI's taxonomy places the organism in Eukaryota, Viridiplantae, Streptophyta, Magnoliopsida, Caryophyllales, Amaranthaceae. Bases 1 to 1272 code for a protein of 423 amino acids.